Molecule: messenger RNA, 2348 nt
Organism: Amblyraja radiata (thorny skate)
Lineage: Eukaryota; Metazoa; Chordata; Chondrichthyes; Rajiformes; Rajidae
Gene: ido1
Product: indoleamine 2,3-dioxygenase 1
Exons: 10
Coding region: 122-1372 (416 amino acids)
Biological process (GO): 'de novo' NAD+ biosynthetic process from L-tryptophan
Cellular component (GO): cytoplasm
Molecular function (GO): L-tryptophan 2,3-dioxygenase activity; heme binding; indoleamine 2,3-dioxygenase activity
Source: RefSeq, a predicted model, not a curated record
AUCAGCUAUCUAUCUACACUUGCUGAGGACAGCUCUCGAGCUGGGGGUGAAACACAUUUCGAAGCAAUUGUUACAUUUCAACCGAUUUCGCUGCAGCGCCAUUAAUAUUUCCCACUGAACAAUGAACAAGGAAGAAGAUGAGGCAAGGGAUACAAGGUGCAUAAACCUGGAAGCGUUUAAUAUCUCCGAGGAGUUUGGGUUUGUCUUGCCCGAGCCAUUGUCCGACCUUCCGAAGUUCUAUCAACCAUGGAUGGAUAUCGCCACCAAUCUUCCUCAGCUGAUUGAGCGUCAUCAACUUCGUCACGAAGUGAACAGAAUGCAACUUCUGGGCACCCAUCUGCUCACUGGGCACAAGCAGCUGAGGUUGGCCCACACGGCUCUGAGCUUCAUUACAAUGGGUUAUGUGUGGCAGGAGGGUGAACACAACUACACCAAGGUGCUGCCCAAGAACCUUGCCAUUCCCUAUUGUCAGGUAUCGGAGACCCUCAGACUGCCACCCAUCUUAGUUCAUGCCGACUGCGUCUUAUCUAACUGGAAGAGAAGGGAUCAGAACAGUGCCAUGGAGGUAGGGAACUUGGACACGAUCUUUGCACUGCCUGGAGGGGAGAGCUUGAAGGGAUUUUUUCUGGUAACGUUGGAGGUAGAACUGGCUGCUGUUCACGGCAUCAAGGCUAUUGCUGCUGCAACCGAAGCGAUCUGGAGGAACGAAGAUGAUUUAAUGAAGACUGCUUUGCUAGAGAUGGCUGAAUCAAUCAGAAAGAUGAACAAGGCGUUCAGGAAGAUGGACGAGUAUGUCGACCCUGCUGUAUUUUAUGGAAUAAUUCGACUCUUUCUGUCUGGGUGGAAGGACAACCCAGCCUUUCCAGAGGGGCUUGUGUACGAUGGAGUGUGGAAAGAACCAAGGCAGUUUUCGGGCGGAAGUGCGGCACAGAGCUCCACGCUGCAGUCCUUCGAUGAGUUUUUGGGAAUACGUCACAGCGAGGAAAGUGCUGAAUUCCUCCGAAGGAUGAGGGAUUAUAUGCCACCCCGGCACAAGGCGUUUAUCCAAGCUAUUGCGUUGGGCCCUUCUGCGCGGGAGUACGUCGCCAGCCACACCAGUGCCGGCCUCCGAGACGCUUACAACGCCUGCAUCGCGGCCCUCGUGUGCCUCAGGAACCACCACAUCACCGUGGUCACCCGCUACAUCACCAUCUUGGCGGCACGAGCCAAGGCGGAGAAGGCCAAGCUGGGGGCCGAUCCUACAGAUGUCCUCCAGAAGGCCUCGCCGUCCCUGGGAGAGAGGGGCACCGGCGGCUCGACCAUCAUGACUUUGCUGAAAAGCACACGGGACUCGACCAAAGAAGCGGCGAUCGAGAACAGCGGACAGCUCUGAUUACAGCGACCAAAGUCGGUCUCCAUGAACUGUGAGGAGUCAUUCACGGAUAAAAACUCUAUGUAAACGCUCAGUGCCGCGAACAUGGACAUAGAAAACACAAACUGCUGGUGAGAUCCAUCAACAGUCGAAAAAAAUGAAACAUAACAGCUACUUAAAGAGCUUGCAAUCUUAACGUUGAGGUAGUUAGUUAUAGUUAGUGUGAUUACUUCUGAGUCUUCCAGUUGCCUUCAUUCAAUGUAUGCAGGAUUAGUUUAGUUUAGUUCAGUUUAGUUUAUUGUCACGUGUAACAAGCUACAGUGAAAAGCUUUUUGUUGCGUGCUAUCCAGUCAGCAGAAAGACAAUACAUGGUUACAAUCGAGCGAUUUGCAGCGUAUAGAUACAUGAUAAGGGAAUAACGUUUUCGUGCAAUGUAAAGUCACGGUGGCGCAGCGGUAGAGUUGCUGCCUUACAGCGCCGGAGGCCCGGGUUCGAUCCCGACUACGGGCGCUGCCUGUACGUUCUCCCCGUGACCUGCGUGGGUUUUCUCCGAGAUCUUCGGUUUCCUUACCGGUUUGUAAGUUAAUUGGCAUGAUUAAUUGGCUUGAUUAAAAAAAAAUUGUCCCUGGUGCACUGUUCGCAAGGUACAAGGUACAAGCCGAUCAAGGAAAGUCCGUGGGUCAGCAAAGAGGUCGAUGGAAGUUCAGGACUGCUCUCUGGUUGCGGCAGGAUGAUUAAGUUGCCUGAUAACAGCCCAGGAAGAAAUUGUCCCUGAGAAUGCGAUAGGUAAAUCAAGUUCCAGUUGCCCCCACGCACCCCCGCUCAAGAUCGCAUAAAUCUUUUGCGGCCAUAACGAUAUUUCCAUUUUCUUGGUCAUCAGUGCGGUCUCCAAUUUGUUCCGAACCUUUUCACACCUCUAGUUUCCCUCUCCCCAUGACUUUCAGUCUGAAGAAGGGUCUCGACCCGAAACGUCACCCAUUCCUUCUCUCCAGAAAUG